Molecule: messenger RNA, 636 nt
Organism: Acaulospora morrowiae
Lineage: Eukaryota; Fungi; Glomeromycota; Glomeromycetes; Diversisporales; Acaulosporaceae
Source: the annotation of a GenBank genome assembly
AUGGAUAGUCAUAAUCCUAAUUCCGAUAUUUUCUCUUCGCCACACAUCCUUCAUGUAAAUUCAAACACUCACAAUUGUAUCGCCAGGUUAGUUCACUCGGGAUUAUAUUCAAAAAAGAACAUUCAGAAACAUGUGGUACAGACGUAUUUUGAUGCUCACGCUGUAUUUGAGAAUCCACUUAUAGCAGUAGAAUCCCAUUCAGAAAUCAUCAAUAUCUUCACGUUGGCAUCCACAUUCUUCUUCGACAUCACUCCUGAAAUCCACAGUGUCACCGAUUGCCCAAUAGCCGGAAAUCAUCACAUCGUAUGCAUCGACUCCGUGAUCAAAUAUCGCCUUCCAUUGCGCCUACCACCCAUUCCCAACUUGAUAAUACCAUUUUUUUGUGCCAAUAAUGAUAGAUGUUGUAUUUUUAGUAAUGAAAUCAACUUAAGAAUUAUUUCGAGGUUUGAGUUUAAUGAACAAAAGAAGAUAGUGAGGCAUGAAGACGUGUGGAGUUUAAAGGAUUUGGUGGAAUCUGUGCCGAUAAUUGGGUGGUUGUAUGCGGAGGUGGCGAGAAAGGCAACUGGGUUGGUGACCAAUGGUAUCGUGAUGCUAAUACAGGAGUUGACCAUGGCGUGGAAUAAGUGGGAGGUCUAA